Molecule: messenger RNA, 1505 nt
Organism: Serpula lacrymans var. lacrymans S7.9
Lineage: Eukaryota; Fungi; Basidiomycota; Agaricomycetes; Boletales; Serpulaceae
Exons: 15
Coding region: 31-1455 (474 amino acids)
Biological process (GO): proteolysis
Cellular component (GO): fungal-type vacuole
Molecular function (GO): serine-type carboxypeptidase activity
Source: RefSeq, a predicted model, not a curated record
ACUCUAUUGCGCGACAUUCAUUGAUCUAUCAUGGUUCUGCGCUCAGUCCUUGCAGGUCUCGCCGUCCUUGCAGGUAGUUCUGCCACGAGAGCGUUCCUCACCGACUCCCGCUCUCCGCACAUCGAAGUCCGUUCGCAGAUUUACAAUGACACUGGACUUCGGUACGUAAAGAAUUCCGGGAUUUGUGAGACAACGCCAGGCGUAGAACAACUGUCAGGAUACAUUGAUGUUGGCACCAACAUGUCCAUGUGGUUCUGGUUCUUUGAGGCGCGCAAUUCACCCGAAACUGCACCUUUCACAUUAUGGCUCAAUGGUGGUCCUGGUUGCUCCUCUAUGAUCGGCCUCUUCCAAGAAAAUGGGCCUUGUCACGUUACCCCCGACGGGAAUGCAACGUUCCUGAACCCGUACAGUUGGAAUAAUGUUAGCAAUAUCAUCUAUAUUGACCAGCCUAUUGGAACGGGAUUCUCUUAUGGAACAGACACGGCGAACAGUACCGAGUCAGCUGCACCGUUCGUCUGGACUGCAUUCCAAGUACUUUUUGAGAGCAAACAGUUCUCCAAAUACUCGAGCCGAGAGUUCAUCUUUGCCACAGAAAGUUAUGGUGGCCAUUACGGACCAAGUUUUGUCACGUAUUUUGAGCAGCAAACCGACCUAAUCACGCAGGGCGCUCUGCAAGGUGAACCCAUUGUCGUCAGUGCGCUGAUGAUCAACAAUGGAUGGUAUGAUCCGCUCAUUCAGAAUAAAGCUUAUGUCGACUUUGCGACAUAUGCACCCGGUUAUGGCCAACUGCAGAACGAUACUGUCCUUCAACAAAUCAAUGAAGCUUAUUAUGGUCCUGAUGGAUGCAUGGUUCAAGAGCAAGGUUGCUAUGCUGCUGGAAAUUCGACAGAAUCAAACAAGAUCUGUCUUACUUGUGACAAUUACUGCAAUGACAACGUCCUUACACCAACGAUAGGUAAUUAUGACCCAUAUGACCUCAGACAAAAUUCGUCCGCCCUUUUCCCACCUGAAUAUUACGUGAAUUAUCUUCACAAGACAGAUGUCAUGGAUAAGAUUGGCGCUGAGACCACGUAUUACGAGUGUCCAGAUCCGCCCUACUUGUUGUUUGAGAAGACGGGAGAUGAUGCCAGGACUUGGUUGCCUCAACUUUCUGCUUUAGCCAAUUCAGGCCUGAAGAUUUUGGUUUGGGCCGGCGACGCAGAUAUCAUCUGCAAUUGGUUAGGUUGUCACGCUGUAGCCCUCGCCAUGGACUGGUAUGGUAACGAGACCCUUCAUAAGACACCCUUUACAAAUAUGACCCUCGAUGGCUCACCAGUAGCAGCUAUCCAGAACGUGGACAACUUCACAUUUGCGCGAGUCUAUGGGGCUGGCCACGAAGUAGCUGCUUUUCAACCUGCUGCUGCUCUGGCAAUUUUCACCCAAGUUAUUAACAAGGAGCCUUUACACUCUGUGUAGAUAAAAGCGUCCUUGAUGUUUAAAAUUUAAUGUUGAUUAAGGAAUCAUUC